CAAACGAGGUGCAAGUUUGCAACCCCAACCAGGAAGCUUCCAAAGAAAAACCGAGAGACGAAGGCACCCGAGGAGACGAAGCUGAGAAGACGCAAACGGGGCCAGCACUGCUCUAUUCUUUCAAUUGUAGAGCAUAAUUCUUGGUUUAUUUUGUCGAGCGUUCGAUCUGUUGUGAAGGUUUUAUAAUAAACUGGUGGAGUGCUUGAUAGAUGGGGGAGCUAGCAGCUGAGAAACAUGUACAAUACAUUAUAUCCGUCGAAAAGAAUAAGGAUAGUUUUGAAUCUGUGGUGAUGGAGCAUCUGAGACUGAAUGGAGCAUACUGGGGAUUGACCACUCUGGAUCUUCUCGGAAAGCUUGAUGCUGUGGAUUCUGAUGAAGUAAUUCAAUGGAUCAUGCAGUGCCAACACGAGUCUGGUGGGUUUGCUGGUAAUAUUGGUCACGAUCCACACAUACUCUAUACCCUUAGUGCUGUGCAAGUUUUGGCCCUUUUUGAUAAGAUUAGUGUUCUUGAUGUCGACAGCGUAUCAAAUUAUAUUGCUACCUUGCAAAAUGAAGAUGGAUCCUUUUCAGGGGACAUGUGGGGUGAAGUAGAUACACGGUUCUCUUAUAUAGCUAUAUGUUGCCUUUCUUUAUUACAACGUCUGGAUAAAAUCAAUGUGGAGAAGGCUGUGAGCUACAUUGUAAGCUGCAAAAACGUUGAUGGCGGGUUUGGAUGUACUCCUGGUGGAGAGUCUCAUUCUGGGCAGAUUUUCUGUUGUGUGGGUGCUCUUGCAAUUACGGGGUGUCUGCAUCACGUUGACAGGGACCUUCUUGGGUGGUGGUUAUGUGAGCGACAAGUCAAAUCCGGAGGGCUGAAUGGCCGCCCAGAGAAGCUCCCUGAUGUCUGCUACUCAUGGUGGGUUCUUUCUAGCUUGGUCAUGAUUGACAGAGUUCACUGGAUCAACAAGGAGAAGCUGGUUAAGUUCAUAUUGGACAGUCAGGACAAGGAAAAUGGAGGCAUUUCAGACAGACCUGAGGAUGCCGUAGAUAUCUACCACACUUAUUUCGGAGUAGCUGGACUUUCACUUCUUGAAUAUCCGGGAGUAAAAGCCAUAGAUCCAGCUUAUGCCUUGCCAGUAGAUGUUGUAAACAGGAUUUUCUCUAGCAAAUGAUGUUUUCUCACGGCCGUUUUCCAUUAUUUGCAAGAAAUCCAAUGUUUGAUUAUUCUGAAACUGUGGCAUAACCUUUCAAAAUCAUAUUAGGGGAUGAGUUGAGCUUGAGCUAAUUUAUGGCAUUAGUCACCAUUUCAAUAAUGGCUGUUCCUUUUGUGCUUU
This is a messenger RNA of Tripterygium wilfordii, 1313 nucleotides long. Its product is annotated as geranylgeranyl transferase type-2 subunit beta 1. Gene Ontology annotation, biological process: protein geranylgeranylation. Gene Ontology annotation, cellular component: Rab-protein geranylgeranyltransferase complex. The transcript is spliced from 10 exons. Gene Ontology annotation, molecular function: Rab geranylgeranyltransferase activity. The record is from RefSeq and is a predicted model, not a curated record. The coding region runs from base 210 to 1151 and encodes 313 amino acids. Lineage: Eukaryota; Viridiplantae; Streptophyta; Magnoliopsida; Celastrales; Celastraceae.